AUGGACCGCAAGGAGCCUAGGGGCGUGGGGGGGGNCCUGUCCUACGAGCUGUGGCCGCGCGUGCUGCGCAAGCGGGACGUGUCCGCACAGGGCGCCGUGCCCGCCUUCUACGAGCUGCAGUACCGCGGGCGCGAGCUGCGCUUCAACCUGACGGCCAACGUGCAUCUGCUGGCGCCCGGCUUCGUGAGCGAGACGCGGCGGCGCGGCGGCCUGGGGCGCACGCACAUCCGCGCCAGGGCGCCCGCCUGCCACCUGCUAGGCCAGGUGCAGGACCCCGAGCUGGAGGGCGGCCUGGCGGCCAUCAGCGCCUGCGACGGGCUGAAAGGUAUGUUCCAGCUCUCCAAUGAGGACCACUUCAUCGAGCCCCUGGAUGGGGUCCCCGCCCGGCCCGGCCACGCCCAGCCCCACGUGGUCUACAAGCGCCAAGCCCCUGAGAGGGAAGCAGCUCGGGGUGACGCCACGGUGCAGGGCACCUGUGGGGUACAAGCGUCCUCGGAGCCGGAGGUGCAGCGGGAGCGUUGGGAACAGCGGCAGCGGCAGCGGCGGCGGCAGCGCCCGCGGCGGCUCCACCAGCGCUCGGUCAGCAGAGAGAAGUGGGUGGAGACCCUGGUGGUCGCCGACGCCAAAAUGGUGGAGUACCACGGGCAGCCCCAAGUCGAGACCUACGUGCUGACCAUUAUGAACAUGGUGGCUGGCCUGUUUCAUGACCCCAGCAUCGGGAACCCCAUCCACGUCACCGUCGUGCGCCUGGUCCUGCUGGAGGAGGAGGAGGAAGACCUGAAGAUCACACACCACGCAGACGACACUCUGAUUAGCUUCUGCAAGUGGCAGAAGAACAUCAACACGAAGGGGGAUGACCACCCGCUGCACCACGACACCGCCAUCCUGCUCACCAGGAAGGACCUAUGCGGGUCCAGGAACCAACCCUGCGAGACGCUGGGCCUGUCCCACGUGGUGGGCAUGUGCCAGCCUCACCGCAGCUGUAACAUCAACGAGGACACGGGGCUGCCCCUGGCCGUCACCGUGGCCCACGAGCUCGGACACAGCUUUGGCAUUCAGCAUGAUGGAAGCGGCAAUGACUGCGAGCCCGUUGGGAAACAGCCUUUCAUCAUGUCUCCACAGCUCCUGUACGACACCGCCCCCCUCACCUGGUCCCGCUGCAGCCGCGAGUACAUCACCAGGUUCCUGGACCGAGGGUGGGGCCUGUGCUUGGAUGAUUCUCCCAGCAAGGAUGUCAUCGACUUCCCCUCCGUGCCACCUGGGGUCCUCUAUGACGUGGGCCACCAGUGCCGCCUGCAGUACGGGGCCCACUCUGCGUUCUGUGACAACAUGGAUAACGUGUGCCACACACUCUGGUGCUCCGUGGGGACCACCUGUCACUCCAAGCUGGACUCAGCCGUGGAUGGCACCAGCUGUGGGGAAAGCAAGUGGUGUCUGAACGGGGAGUGCGUGUCCGUGAGCUUCCAGCCUGAGGCUGUGGACGGCGGCUGGUCCGGCUGGAGCGCCUGGUCUGUCUGCUCCCGGAGCUGUGGCGUGGGUGUGAAGAGCUCUGAGCGGCAGUGCACGCAGCCCGUGCCCAAAUACAAGGGCAAGUACUGUGUGGGCGAGCGGAAGCGUUUCCGCCUGUGCAACCUGCAGGCCUGCCCCCCCGGCCGCCCCUCCUUCCGCCAGGUCCAGUGCAGCCGCUUUGACGCCAUGCUUUACAAGGGCCAGCUGCACACGUGGGUGCCCGUGGUCAACUACGUGAACCCCUGUGAGCUGCACUGCCGCCCCACCAACGAAUACUUUGCUGAGAAGCUGCGGGAUGCCGUGAUCGACGGCACCCCCUGCUACCAGGGCCAGUCCGGCCACGACCUCUGCAUCAACGGCAUUUGCAAGAACGUGGGCUGUGACUUCCAGAUCGACUCCGGUGCCGUCGAGGACCGCUGUGGCGUGUGCCACGGCAACGGCUCCACCUGCCACACCGUGAACAGGACCUUUGAGGAGUCUGAGGGCCUGGGCUAUGUGGAUGUGGGGCUGAUCCCGGCCGGUGCCCGUGAGAUCCGCAUCGAGGAAGUGGCUGAGGCCGCCAACUUCCUGGCCCUGCGCAGCGAGAACCCCGAGAAGUACUUCCUGAACGGGGGCUGGACCAUCCAGUGGAACGGGGACUACCAGGUGGCCGGCACCACCUUCACGUACACGCGCACCGGCAACUGGGAGAAGCUCACGUCCCCCGGCCCCACCAGCGAGCCUGUCUGGAUCCAGCUGCUGUUCCAGGAGAGCAAUCCCGGGGUGCGCUAUGAGUACACCAUCCAGAGGGAGGCAGAUGGCCACAGCCAGGUCGAGCCGUCCGAGUUCUCCUGGCGCUAUGGGCCCUGGACCAAGUGCACGGUCACCUGUGGCACAGGGUUGCAGAGGCAAAUCGUGCACUGCACUGAGCGACAGGCGGGGCCGGUGGACGAGAGAUACUGCGACCCCCUGGGCCGGCCCGAUGACCGCCAGAGGAAGUGCAGCGAGGAGCCCUGCCCGGCCCGGUGGUGGGCAGGGGGGUGGCAGCCGUGCUCCAGCUCCUGCGGGCCUGGGGGCCUCGCCCGCCGCUCCGUGCUCUGCAUCCGCAGCGUGGGGCCGGAUGAGCAGAGCGCCCUGGAGCCGGCCGCCUGUGCGCACCUCCCCCGGCCCCCUGCCGAGACCCCUUGCCUCCGGGAUGUGCCCUGUCCAGCCACCUGGGCCGUGGGCAGCUGGUCGCAGUGCUCGGCGACGUGCGGGGAAGGCACUCAGCACCGCAGAGUCCUCUGCACCAAUGACACCGGCAUCCCCUGCGAUGAGACCCAGCGGCCGACCAGCUGGGCUGCCUGCUCCCUGCCGCCCUGUCCUCAGGCCCUGGACCCCGAAGGCUCGGGCAGCAGCUCCUCCAGCCAGGAGCUCUUCAAUGAAAUCGACUUCAUCCCCCUGCGCCUGGCCCUGCGCCCUCUGCCGCCCUCAUCACCUGAGCCGGCCGGCAUGGGCAAUGCCAUCGAGGAGGACCCUGAGCUGGGCCCGCCGGGGCCUGUGUUUGUUGACGAUUUCUACUACGACUACAAUUUCAUUAACUUCCACGAGGACCUGUCCUACGGGCCCUUUGAGGAGCCCGACCCGGACCUGGCAGGGGCAGGGCACUGGACGCCCCCACCCCUGAGCAGUCCUGCCGAGCCCCCCAUAAGCACCCGCCUGCCGGCCUCAGAGGCUCCGGGGACCGAAAAGGAGGGGGCACUGGGAGAGUCCCCUGCCCCUUGGCCCAGCCUGUCUCUGCCCCCACCCUCGGAGCAGACCCCUGGGAACCCCCUGGUCAAUUUCUUACCUGAGGAAGAUGCCCCCGCCAGGCACCCAGACUUGGGGCUCCCCAGCUGGCCCUGGCCCCCUGCUUCAGUCAGUGGCACAAAGACGCCUGCUGCCACUUGGAGCCUCCCGGGAGGGGAAGACAGCCAGAGCCAAACUCCCGCUCCGCGCCAGCGGGGGACCAACGAGCUGUCCGAGCUGUCCCAGGAGGAGGAAGAGGGGGGGGAGGGGGGAGAGGAGGGGGAAGCUUUAGACCAUGGAGGGACCAGCCUGCCCCCAGGAUCCCGCCCCAUGUCGCCCCCUUUGCCCUCCUUCAGCACCACCCGCACCGCCUCCAGUCCUGGCGCAGGCGAUCCAUGGACGGUGGGGACUGUGGCCUGGGAACCACCUCUGGAAGGUGGCCUGGGUCCUGGGGACACUGAGCUGCAGCCUCCCGUUGGGAGAGCUCCUUUCCCUCCCCCAGCUGCUCUGCCAGCGACCACAGGCAGGGAUGGCCCCCUGGAACCGGGGACUCCCACCCCUCCAGCCCCAUGGCACCUGCAGACCGCGGCUGUGCCAGGAACUUUCCUUCUGUCGGCUCCCCUUGGCCUUGAGCACACGUUUUGGGGCAUGGCCUCUGGCCCAGGACCUAUGGGGCAGCCGGAAGCCCCCGGCUCUGAGGUGCCCCCGAGCCCUGUGCUCCCGCCCACACCAGCUCAGGACGGUUCAGCCAACAAUAGCAGAGCCCCCGAGGCCCAGCCUCUGGACCCCAGCCUGACCCAGGACCUGCCACCUGCCAGGAAUGCCAGCUGGGAGGUGGGGAACUGGAGUGAGUGCUCCACCACCUGCGGCCUGGGUGCCGUCUGGAGGCCCGUACGCUGCAGCUCCGGCCGGGAGGAGGACUGCGCUGCUGCCGGCCGGCCCCAGCCCGCCCGCCGUUGCCACCUGAGGCCCUGUGCUGCCUGGCACACGGGGAACUGGAGUAAGUGCUCCCGCAGCUGUGGCGGAGGGUCCUCGAUGCGGGACGUGCAGUGCGUGGACACACAGGACCUCCGGCCGCUGCGGCCCUUCCACUGCCAGCCGGGGCCUGCCAUGCCGCCCGCCCGCCGUCCCUGCGGGGUGCAGCCCUGCCUCAGCUGGUACAUCUCUUCCUGGAGGGAGUGCUCGGAGGCUUGUGGUGGCGGCGAGCAGCAGCGUCUGGUGACCUGCCCGUUGCCGGGCCUCUGCGAGGAGGCGCUGAGACCCAACAGCACACAGCCAUGCAACACGCACCCCUGUACGCAGUGGGUGGUGGGGCCCUGGGGCCAGUGCUCGGCCCCCUGCGGCGGUGGCAUGCAGCGGCGCCUGGUCCAGUGCGUCAACACCCAGACCGGGCUGCCCGAGGAGGACAGUGAGCAGUGCAGCCACGAGGCCCGGCCGGAGACCUCCCGGCCGUGCGGCACCCAGGACUGUGAGCUCACCGAGGCGCCACGCUGCGAGCGGGACCGCCUGUCCUUCGGCUUCUGUGAGACCCUGCGUCUGCUGGGCCGAUGCCAGCUGCCCGCCGUCCGUACCCAGUGCUGCCGCUCCUGCCCCCCUCCGGGCCACGGAGCCCCCUCCCGCGGCUAUCAGCGUGUCGCCCGCCGCUGACCCACCCCAGCGGGGCCCGGCUGCACGGAUCGGCCGGCCCACGCACCCAGACCCACGGACCUCAUGCCCCACUGGGGGCUGCACCCCGAAGGUGCUAACCUGGCCUGCUGGUGGCGGGCUGGGGACCCCUCCCUCAAGAAAAGGUAUUUUUUUAUUUUAAUGGUUUGCAUAACCUUUAUUAUUAUUAUACAUAAAUGAGCACCUACAGUUUCA
Messenger RNA from Ailuropoda melanoleuca (giant panda), 5115 nucleotides. It is a transcript of the gene ADAMTS7, whose product is annotated as ADAM metallopeptidase with thrombospondin type 1 motif 7. NCBI's taxonomy places the organism in Eukaryota, Metazoa, Chordata, Mammalia, Carnivora, Ursidae. Gene Ontology annotation, cellular component: extracellular matrix. The transcript is spliced from 24 exons. Gene Ontology annotation, biological process: extracellular matrix organization; proteolysis. The record is from RefSeq and is a predicted model, not a curated record. Gene Ontology annotation, molecular function: metalloendopeptidase activity. Bases 1 to 4902 code for a protein of 1633 amino acids.